AUGACCGAUCCCGUUGAGAAUUUCAUUCGGUCUGCCGAAGACCUGACGGCCUCAAUCGAGAACAUGAACGAAGAUGAUCGGGCAAGAGUGCUGCAAAAGCUGUAUGAGACCACCACCAAAGUCGAGUCCCCGUGGGACACGUUCCCUGCUACGAUUGCUGCGCUCAAAGUCCUCAACGAUCUGAGACUUCUAGAGAAAUGGCAAGCAAAGGGCAACGUGGCAAUGUCAGAAAUCGAGCUCGCUGAGCUCGCCGGAGGCAGUUGCGAUGCAGCUCUACUUCGUGAGCAGUUGAUUGUCUUCUUGGCGCGCAGAGAAGAACUGACGGGAACAGACCGAUUACUCCGUCUUCUAGCAUCCAACAACCUGGUCGAUAUGAUGCCCGACGGUAAAUUCAAGCCGGACAAGUUUUGUGUUCGCUUGGCGGACACAGACUUUGGAACAACGGCGCACUUCUAUUUUGACUACAUGGUGCCUACUCUAAGCCACAUGCCCAAGUACCUAGCGAAAACCCACUACUUGAACCCUCGAAACGGCCGCAAAACCAUGUUCGACUCGGCUUUCGGAUAUGAAGGCGGUCUCUUCAAGUAUCUCCAAGAGAACCCCGAGAAAGGACAAGCAUUCAACAUUCUCCAGAAGACCUCGACAUCUAGCCACACUCGUUGGACUGAAAUCUUUCCUCCUCACAUUCUCUUGGACUCAGACCCAACACUUCCGCUCCUCGUUGACGUGGGAGGAAGUAUCGGACAGGACAUCCAGGCCUUCUACGAGAAGCACCCCGAGACUGCUUCAAGAUUGUAUCUGGAGGAUAUUCCUUCCGUGAUUGCCGACGAGAACUCUUCCGUUGUGAAGGGAAUAAAUAAGCUGACAUACAACUUCUUCAAGCCUCAACCAAUCAAGCACGCGCGUGCAUACUACAUGCAUCACAUUCUUCAUGACUGGCCGGACCAGACGGUGCUGAAGAUUCUCGAGAUGCAGAAAAGUGCCAUGAAGCCUGGCUACAGCAAACUUCUCAUUCACGACCACAUUAUCGAUGACGACAAGCCGCCUCAUCCGCACGCCGCUGGCUACGACAUACUUAUGAUGGUACUUGGAUCUGCCCAAGAGAGAACGGAGAAGCAAUGGAGAUCGUUGAUGGACGCAGCUGGUCUCAGAAUUGUCAAGAUUUGGAGAACUGCCUCGGCGGUUCAAGGUGUCAUCGAAGUGGAAUUACCGGUCAAAGGCUCGCAUCUCUAA
Colletotrichum karsti is the source of this 1233-nucleotide messenger RNA. RefSeq lists its product as uncharacterized. Lineage: Eukaryota; Fungi; Ascomycota; Sordariomycetes; Glomerellales; Glomerellaceae. The coding region runs from base 1 to 1233 and encodes 410 amino acids. Gene Ontology annotation, molecular function: O-methyltransferase activity. The transcript is spliced from 4 exons. The record is from RefSeq and is a predicted model, not a curated record.